Messenger RNA from Arachis ipaensis, 2081 nucleotides. RefSeq lists its product as uncharacterized. Gene Ontology annotation, cellular component: membrane. Lineage: Eukaryota; Viridiplantae; Streptophyta; Magnoliopsida; Fabales; Fabaceae. The record is from RefSeq and is a predicted model, not a curated record.
UUUCUUCCCAUAAAAUCUUCCAAGUUCCGUACUUUACUCGGAAUUAGCCUUCAAUAAAGCGCUAAACCCGUAACAGAACACAUUCUGGCGCUCAUGCUUCCUCCCUCACUCUGAACCCCAAAUGGUGCAGCCACUGCACUCAAGUGUGUGUGAUUCUGAGUGACACUGUUUCUUACGGUGGACCCGUAAUGAAAGGAGUUUCCUUCAAUGGGUUUUCCUUAUUCUUGCUCUUCUUCUUCACUCUCUUCAUGUCUCUGAGCUCGAUUUCAGCUCUGUCUCAAAGUGGCUCCGACCUGCCUCCGGUGAAGUUUAUCAUAGGAGGAGAAGAGAAUUUGGGUCCAUGGAAGUAUGAAAUGAGUCAGAUGACACACAUGGGUCCAGCACCAGGGCCUAAUGGUGAGGAUACUCUUGUCUUGGCGGCAAACAGGACCAAAAGACCCGACAUUCUUAGAGGAUUUCGACGAUACCGAGGUGGUUGGGAUAUUACAGAUCGCCAUUAUUGGGCUUCAGUUGGAUUCACGGGUGCGGCUGGUUUCAUUCUUGCUGUGCUAUGGUUCAUCUCGUUUGGCUUAGCACUUGGGAUUCAUCUAUGCUGUGGAUGGGGAAUUAGUAUCAAACACAAAGAAUCAAAUCGUUCACAAAGGAUUUGUCUUAUACUGCUGAUAUCAUUCACCUUUGCAGUAGUAACGGGAUGUAUCCUUCUUUCUGUUGGGCAAGAUAAGUUUCAUGGCGAGGCCUUGGGUACCCUACAAUAUGUUGUUAAUCAGUCAGAUUAUACAGUGCAGACUCUAAGAAAUGUCACCGAGUAUCUCUCCCUUGCAAAAACUAUCAAUGUCAAUCAGAUCCCUCUUCCAUCUGAUGUCAUGGAUGAUAUUGACAAGUUGAAUGUGGAUCUAAAUACUGCAGCAAAUACACUUUCGGAGAAGACGGAAGAAAAUUCUGUUAAAGUUCGAAGAGUAUUCGAUGCUGUGCAUCUAGCUUUGAUAGUCGUGGCAGCAGUGAUGCUUCUGCUGGCAGUAAUUGGAUUGUUGCUAUCUAUCCUCGGACAUCGACAUGCAAUCCUCAUAUUUGUUAUCAGUGGUUGGUUACUGGUUGCAACCACAUUCAUUCUUUGUGGAAUGUUCAUGAUCAUUAAUAAUGCAAUUUCUGAUACCUGUAUGGCUAUGGGAGAAUGGGUGGAGAAUCCACAUACAGAAUCCGCACUUAGUGAUAUUCUUCCAUGUGUUGAUCAGAGAACCACAAACAAAACACUUUUUCAAAGUAAGCAAGUAGUCAACAACAUUGCGAAUGUUGUCAAUCAGUUCAUUUACAACACCGCGAACAUAAAUGCAACAAAAGGUAGUCUGGGUUACUACAACCAGUCUGGGCCUGGAAUGCCAUCUUUGUGCUAUCCCUUUGACCCUCAGUAUCAAGAGCGGCAGUGUACAGCUCAAGAAGUUUCUUCUGCCAAUGCUUCAAUGGUUUGGAAGAACUACGAAUGUGAGGUAUCUGAAUCUGGUAUUUGCACAACAGUUGGGAGGGUGACCCCGGCGAUUUACUCGCAAUUAGUUGCUGCAGUUAAUGAAAGCUAUGCAUUAGAACAUUACACACCGCUUUUGCUUAACCUUCAGAAUUGCAAUUUUGUCAGGGAUGCAUUUGCAGGAAUCACCACAAGUUACUGUCCUCCAUUAACCCAUUAUCUCAAGAUUGUCAAUGCAGGACUGGGACUCAUUUCAGUUGGCGUCUUGCUCUGCCUUGUUCUCUGGUUACUAUAUGCCAACCGCCCCGGAAAAGGGGAUGUGUUUGGGAAGCUAUCCUUAUCAGAAAAACUAAAGAGCAGAUUUAGCAAGAACCGCAAUAGUACGAAUUCGUCAUUGUCAAAUGCUGGUAGUGAAGUAUAGAUUGUAAAAUAGUUUUUAGUAUAAAUAUAGGCUUAUAUAUUAUUUUACUGUGCCACAUAUAGCGGGAAGAAACAAAGGUGGAGCGAAGCAACAUCUUUAGUUGGAGAAUAGUAACCAAAGUAGUGUAUACCAUAUACAUAUACAUUUUGCCUUUGUAAAGAAUAAGCUAUUUUACAAGAUUUUUCAGCUUUGGACCUUCUC